AUGCCGGAGGAAGCGCCCACGGCGGCGGUGGCGGCGGCGGCAGCCUCGUUGUGCGACGAGGCGCACCGCGAGGCGCUGGAGUACAUCGAGCACGUGACGGCGUGCGCGGGGGAGGUCCAGCGCCGCGUGCUGGCCGAGAUCCUGGCGCAGAACGCGCCGGCCGAGUACCUGCGCCGCAUCGGCGUCUCGGGCGCCGCUCCCGGCGCCGACGAGGCGUUCCGCCGCCUGGCGCCGCUCACCACCUACGAGGACAUCCUCCCCGACGUCAUGCGCAUCGCCAACGGCGACACCUCGCCCAUCCUCUCCGGCAAGCCCACCUACGAGUUCCUCACCAGCUCGGGAACGUCGGGUGGGGAGAGGAAGAUGAUGCCGGCGAUCGCGGAGGAGAUGGACCGGCGCUCGCAGCUCUACGGCCUGCUGAUGCCGGUCAUGAGCCAGGCGGUGCCCGGCCUCGACAAGGGCAAGGCCAUGUACCUCUACUUUGUCAAGGCGGAGUCGCGCACGCCGGGCGGCCUGCCGGCGCGGCCCGUGCUCACCAGCUACUACAAGAGCCGCCACUUCCUGGAGCGGCCGCACGACCCCUACACGGUGCACACCAGCCCCGACGAGGCCAUCCUCUGCGUGGACGCCUACCAGAGCAUGUACGCGCAGCUGCUCUGCGGCCUGGUCCACCGCGCCGACGUGCUCCGCGUCGGCGCCGUCUUCGCCUCCGGCUUCCUCCGCGCCAUCCACUUCCUCGAGAAGCACUGGCGCCGCCUCUGCCGGGACAUCCGCGCCGGCGUGCUCGACGCCGAGAUCACGGACCCGGCCAUCCGCGCCGCCGUCGGGCGCGUGCUCCGCGCCGACCCGGCGCUGGCGGACGCGAUCGAGGACGCCUGCGCCAGGCCGUCGUGGCAGGGCGUGAUCCGGCGGGUCUGGCCCAGCACCAAGUACAUCGACGUCAUCGUCACGGGCGCCAUGGCGCAGUACAUCCCCACCAUGGAGUACUACGGCGGAGGCCUCCCGCUGGCGUGCACCAUGUACGCCUCCUCCGAGUGCUACUUCGGGCUCAACCUCAACCCGAUCUGUAACCCCGGGGACGUCGCAUACACCCUGAUCCCCACAAUGUGCUACUUCGAGUUCCUCCCCGUCCAGCCCUGCUCCGGCAACGGCGGCGAGCCCGACCGCCGCGACCUCGUCGGCCUCGUCGACGUGAAGCUCGGCCGCGAGUACGAGCUGGUCGUCACCACCUACUCCGGCCUGUACCGCUACCGCGUCGGCGACGUGCUUCGCGUCGCGGGGUUCAAGAACGCGGCGCCCAUGUUCAGCUUCGUGCGCCGGAAGAACGUGGCGCUCAGCAUCGACGCCGACAAGACGGACGAGACGGAGCUGCACGCCGCCGUCUGCCGCGCCGUGCAGCACCUCGACCCGUUCGGCGCCUCGCUCGUCGAGUACACCAGCUACGCCGACGCCAGCACCAUCCCGGGCCACUACGUGCUCUUCUGGGAGCUCCGCGACGGAGGGACCACCACGUCGACGCCCGUGCCGGCGUCGGUGUACGAGGACUGCUGCCUCGCCGUGGAGGAGGCGCUCAACACCGUGUACCGGCAGUGCCGCGCCGCCGACCGCUCCGUCGGCCCCCUCGAGAUCCGGGUGGUGUCCAGCGGCACCUUCGACAAGCUCAUGGACUACGCGCUGAGCCGAGGCGCGUCGAUCAACCAGUACAAGGCUCCACGGUGCGUGCGGCCGGGGCCGGUGGUGGAGCUCCUCGACAGCAGGGUGGAAGGCCGGUACUUCAGCCCCAAGUGCCCGAAAUGGAGCCCAGGAAACAAGCAGUGGAUCGGCGGCAACGCCAAGAAGAUGGACACCAGUUGA
This is a messenger RNA of Lolium rigidum, 1854 nucleotides long. Its product is annotated as probable indole-3-acetic acid-amido synthetase GH3.4. The coding region runs from base 1 to 1854 and encodes 617 amino acids. Gene Ontology annotation, cellular component: cytoplasm. Gene Ontology annotation, molecular function: acid-amino acid ligase activity. The record is from RefSeq and is a predicted model, not a curated record. Lineage: Eukaryota; Viridiplantae; Streptophyta; Magnoliopsida; Poales; Poaceae. The transcript has 2 exons.